Molecule: messenger RNA, 713 nt
Organism: Musa acuminata AAA Group (dessert banana)
Lineage: Eukaryota; Viridiplantae; Streptophyta; Magnoliopsida; Zingiberales; Musaceae
Product: E3 ubiquitin-protein ligase Os03g0188200-like
Exons: 1
Coding region: 124-600 (158 amino acids)
Source: RefSeq, a predicted model, not a curated record
AAAUCCACUCUGCGCAUCGGCCCCUCGCUCUCUCCCUCCCCCCGUCCUCCUCCGCCGGCGUUCGCAGCUGGAUCGCAGAGUAACUAGGCCCAGCUGUGCAAAUCUAGGCGGGCGGCAGCUGCGAUGACCGUCAGGCUACUGUCCAUUGCGGCCCAGGUCACGGCGGCGGCCGCGGCAGUCUCCGCCGCGAUGCUGCUGGCCGGCGUCGGCGUGCUGGUGGUGCUGCACGUGUGCACCGUGGGCAAGGCGUUCCGGAGGUGGUCCACGGCGACCUCGGCCCGGGAUAGGCGCGGCGGCCCCAGCCACGGCCUGUCGCCCGACCGGCUUAAGCGGCUGCCCUGCUACGCGUUCGGGGCGGGGCGGGACGGCACCCUUGACUGCGCCGUCUGCCUGGAGAGCUUCCGGGCAGGCGACAGGUUGAGGCUGCUGCCGGCCUGCGGCCACAGCUUUCAUGCGCAGUGCGUGGAUCCUUGGCUGCUCACGGCGCCGGUCUGCCCCAUCUGCCGGAGGCGCGCCGACGGGCGAAGCCCCGGCACAGCCUCUCCCAACGGUCCAACACAUCAAGCUCAUGUAAGAUUCGAUGUAGAUCCUGUCAGUUAGAUUCUGUAAGCUUUGCAAAUGGAGCGCCGCCCAACUGCUGGCUCAGCACAAACGUAGUUGUAAGUACUGUUCUCUUAGCCUAUCACUGCCUCUUCCUACCGAGCUUUAAACCA